AUGUUUACUUCUACUCCGUACUGUUGUUUGAUUUCAGUACCCGUACGUGCAAGUAUGGUUGGUAUUCAUCCAAAUGCAAGAUGGUCACAAAAUGGUAUCACUGUUGCUGGAGGAAAUGGACAGGGCAGGGAAACCAAUCAACUCUGUCACCCAUGGGGUUUGUACGUCGAUGACGAUCAAUCCAUUUAUGUCGCUGAUUACUAUAAUCACCGUAUUGUGGAAUGGAAAUAUGGUGCAACGAAUGGCACAGUUGUGGCUGGGGGAAAUGGACAAGGGAAUGUAGAUCAUCAAUUAUAUAACCCAUAUGAUGUGAUUAUCGACAAAGAGAGCGAUAGUCUCAUCAUUUCAGAUCACAAUAAUGGAAGAAUAGUUCGAUGGCCACGUCGAAAUGGUACUCGUGGAGAAACAAUUAUUUCAAACAUCUCUGGCAACGGCAUGACAAUGGACGACAAUGUUGUUGCAGGUGGCAAUGGACCAGGAAAUCGUCUCGAUCAACUUUGUGAUCCUUAUUGUGUAUUUGUUGAUCGAGAUCAUUCAGUUUAUGUGUCUGAUAGUAGAAAUCAUCGUGUAAUGAAAUGGGAACAAGGUGCAAAACAAGGCAUUGUCGUAGCCGGUGAUCAAGGAGAGGGAAAUAGUUUUACACAAUUGACUGCUCCUCAAGGCAUCGUUGUUGAUCAAUUGGGUACUGUCUAUGUGGCUGAUGAUGGGAAUAAUCGAAUCAUGCGUUGGGCGAAAGGAGCCACAGAAGGAAAUGUCAUUAUUGGUGGAAACGGGCAAGGAACACAGUCAAAUCAACUUAGUGGUCUCGUAGGUUUAUCAUUCGAUCGACAUGGCAAUCUCUAUGUCGUUGAUCAGUGCAACCAUAAAGUACAGAAAUUUAAUAUCGAAUAA
This is a messenger RNA of Rotaria sp. Silwood2, 891 nucleotides long. NCBI's taxonomy places the organism in Eukaryota, Metazoa, Rotifera, Eurotatoria, Philodinida, Philodinidae. The record is from the annotation of a GenBank genome assembly.